This is a messenger RNA of Fundulus heteroclitus (mummichog), 4492 nucleotides long. RefSeq names its product gastrula zinc finger protein XlCGF57.1. The record is from RefSeq and is a predicted model, not a curated record. The coding region runs from base 478 to 2190 and encodes 570 amino acids. The transcript is spliced from 3 exons. Lineage: Eukaryota; Metazoa; Chordata; Actinopteri; Cyprinodontiformes; Fundulidae.
GGAUGUGACGACACCAGCUGUGACGUUAGCUGGUUAGUUCCCGAUAGAAAAACGGCUUAAUUUUUUUUGCAAAAACAAGUCUUGGGUAUAAUUAACAGUCUUCGUGAGGAUAUCGACUCUACAUGUUAAUUUAGAUCCGCCAUGAUUAUUUAGAUAAUACAGUUAAUCCUUUAUUAGAAACAGGACUGGUCUGUUAGCCUCCGUGGAGCUAAAGCUGCUAACAGCAGAGACGUGCGUUUAUUUACGUCGAAGCUUUAAAAGUACAUGGUUUAGAGCUACGAGGCGAGUCCAGACUCCGAGUUGAUCAGAUUGUGCGGGACAGACUCCAUCCUCUGUGGACACCUCCUAUAACCUUGUUGUCCAGCUGAGGACCGAGAGACUGGGGACAGUUCCAGAGAGGACACAGAGCUGCUGACCAAGAACAUGUGAAGGUUUCAGACCAGGGUUGUAAAAAGGAGAAUCCCAGGUGUGCAGAAGAUGUCUGAGAUGAUGAAGGUUGAAGCAGAGGAGCCUGGAGGACUCAGUCUGGUGUCCUCCAUACCUGCAGCAUCCUCAUCAGACCUGGAGCUGACACAAGAUGACAAGGAUCUCAUUCGUCAGAUGUUGGUGAUCAGAGAAGUUUCCCCUGACUGGAGCCCAAGCUCAGACCAAGAGAACCCAGAGCCCCCUCACGUAAAGGAGGAGGAGGAGGAACUGUGGGUAUGUCAGGAGGAAGAGCAGCUUACUGUGAAGAAGGAAGAUGAAGAGAAAAAUCAAGAUAAAGUAAAACCUCUGUUACCAGACCUUCAUCAGAUCAAAACUGAAGACAACGGAGAGACGGAAGCUUCAACCACCAGCUUAGCUGAACGGAUGCAAACAGAACCUGAUGGAGAGGACUGUGGAGGACCAGAGCCAAAGUGCAACCUAGAUGAAGUCUGUUCUUUUCAACAAAGUGAAAUAACCAUUUGCAGAAAUGAUCAACCAUAUAAACCUUGUUCUGAAGUUACAUCUCAGAAUGAAGUCCAAGAACGAAAGAACGCCGAUGACUGCAAUCCUUGCGGUAACACAGUAAACCAUAAGCCUAAUGAUGAAUUAAACAUGACAACUUACACUGGAAAGAGAGACCACAGCUGUGAAAUCUGCGGCAAAGAAUUUAAAGUAAAGCGUUAUCUUCAGACACAUAUGAGGCUCCACACUAGUGAGAGACCCUUUGCUUGUGAUGUUUGUUCUAAGAAGUUUCAUAGAAAGACGAACCUUAAAAUUCACAUGUUGGCCCAUUCUGGAGAAAAACCUUUUUCCUGUGCCAUUUGUGGUAGAAGAUUUAAGGUAAAGGAAAGUCUUAAAAAUCACACGAGAAUGCACGCCACAGAAAGACCAUUUGUUUGUACUGUUUGUAGUAAAGGGUUCUUAAGACAGGAGAGUUUAAAAAGUCACAUGUGUACUCACACAGGUGAGAAACCUUUCAUUUGUAGCGUUUGUAGCAAAGGAUUUUCACGACAUUUGGAACUAAAGCGACACAUGUGUGUUCACACAGGAGAAAAACCAUUUAUCUGCAGUGUUUGCGGAAAAAGAUUCUCACUCAAAGAUCAUCUAAAGAAGCACAUGCAUGUUCACACAGGAGAGAAACCAUUUAUUUGUAGUGUUUGCAGCAAAGGAUUUUCACAAAAGCAGAAUCUAAAGAGUCACAUGCAUGUGCACACUGGAGAGAAAGCGUUUGCCUGCAGUGUUUGCAGUAAAGCAUUUUCGCGACAAGAGAGUCUAAAGACUCACAUGCUUGUUCACACAGGUGAGAAACCCUUUAGUUGUAGCAUUUGUAGUAAACGAUUUUCACAACAAAGGAAACUUAAGACGCACAUGCGUGUUCACACGGGAGAAAAACCAUUUGUUUGCAAUGUUUGUAAUCAAGGAUUUUCACAACCCAGAGAUUUGAAAAAACACAUGGCUGUUCACAGCGCUCAGUUCAGCUGUAAUGAGUGCGGUAAACGUUUUGUGAAGGAAAUACAUUUGGAGCAACACAUGAGACUUCACUCAGAGGAGAGGCCGUUUGGUUGUGAUGUCUGUAAAAGCAGGUUUAAUCAAAAGUGCGUCCUUGAAAAUCACAUGCGAGUCCAUUCAGGAGAGAAACCAUUUGUUUGUAGUGUUUGCAAAAGAACAUUUGCACGACAAGAAAACCUGAAGAAACACAUGGGUGUUCAUCAGGCUUGCAAUUAAUCAGUAUUUGAUAUACGUUUCAUCUGUCAGUGUAAUAUUUCAAAUUGAUUUUUACACAUUCUUAUCUUUAAUCCAAAAAAGCUAUUUCAAUUAUUUAUAUAAUUUUAUACCAUCUUUUUCAUCACACAAAAUAUAGUACAAAUGUUUUUGCUCCUUAAAGCACAAAUUCUUUGUAAGCAAUGGCUCCUCCAGCCUGGUAAAAAAAAUCAAUUAUCUGUUCACAAAAUAAAAAGCCCUGCAUUUUCAGAAUGUCAGAUGAAGUCUACUCCACCAUACAAUACACCGUUAAAAAAUAAUUACAUGAAGAGGGCCCACACCUCUGCUUAUGAGCUCUAAAUUCUAAGUAGUUUGAUAGUUUAGACUACCAUUGCUUCUUUUCCUACCUCCUUACUUACUGACUGCUCUAUUUGGACAGCACUUAUCAUGGUGACCGCUGACGCACUUGUGCUUUGGCUAAAGAGUCCUUACUCUAUAAGGGUAUUUGGAUUGAGCCAGAGCCAGCUUGUGACUGAAUCCCAUCUAUUGACUGAAUUAAAGAGAUAGGCGUGUGUACAGCCUGCAGAGAGGGGCCAUGCUGCACACUUUGCACUUUUGAGGAAAAUUGUAACUAUUGUUAACAUUAGGAAAAAUAAAUGCAAACCAUGUUAACAAAAAAUAUUAACCUUUAUGGAUUUUUAUUGUUGAUGUAAUCGAUGAUGUUGACUAACGAUGGCAACCCUGUUGCUAGUUUUUCCAAAAUACAGUUCGGAGAGUAUUUUAUUGUUAAGAUUACACCAUGAAAUGGCUCAGUUACUAGAAGCACCAUUGGUUUAGAUGGAUCUUAAUAAAAAACUCAGAUUCUAAAAAUAAAAAGAUUUCUAAGUUGUGCUGUAAAAAAAAGUUAUACACACAGAUAUGUUUUCCACAUUAAAUGGUCUUUUAAAACUACUUUAACUUGAAAACAUGCCAAAUAUGAAUUAUAUUUGGGGAUUUUAAACCUUUAAAGUUAUAUAUUUGCAGUUUCACUACUUUCGUUUAACAUUAAUUGCUAUAAAAUCCUGCAAAAUAAUAAUAAUAAAAUCCCCUAAGACACACUAAAUUGCCAUUUUUCAUUGUUUUUCUUAAACUUACACAAUUAUGUAACAUUAUUAUUUAUUAAACUUCCAUUUAGUUUUUUUUAUUUAAUGUCGGUGUAACAUGGCAAUAAAAUCAAAUCUGUAUUACUUUAUCAAAAGUGAAGCGGUAAUUUUUUUUUUUUUUAACCUGUAACGACAGAACAAUUGUUUUCAAACUGUUGCAGUUUUACAAAGGAAAGUCGCCGUGUUCAUUCAACUAAAGUAAUUAUUUUCAUUUCUAUGUAGAAACAGAAAUUACCAUUGUUGUCCAAGUAUUUAGAAGACCACUUUGGAUUUGAAAACAAAUGAAAACAGAAAAAUACACAAAGAUAAAACCUAUAGUUGACACAGAUCAUAGGGUUUCUUAAGGUUUUGUGUUUUCAAAUCGCUUACAGCCAGCUUGAUUACACAUUAAGUGAUGUUAAGUACAGUGCCUUGCAAAAUUACUUUUUAGGGAAAUCAUAGCAAAGCGAGUGAAUACAUACUAGGGCUGGACGAUAUGGACCAAAAAUUAUAUGUUGAUAUUUUCAGGUUGAAUGUGUAUAUACAAUAUUGAUAUGUUUUUCUUUUCAUAAAGUUAUAAAUAAUAAAAACACAUCUCUGCAUCAAAGCUUUACCCAAAAUGUCUCACAGGCACAUUUCUUAACAAACAGCUGUAGAUAAAUACGAGAAGCGGCUGAAAUACUGGAAUACAUAAAAGUAUAAUUAUAAUUAUAGACCAUCUCGAUAUAAAUGACAUAGUCUCCUCUCAAAUCUCUUUUUAAAAAAUCUUGAUAUUUUAAAAUCUCGAUACAUUGCCCAGCCCUAAAGCAGACACACAUGCUGAUAUUCAGCAUUUUUGUCAUUUAUGUCUUUUUCUCAUUUCACUUCCCCAACUUACACUAUUGUGUGCAGAUCGUCACAUCCAACAAGAUUAAAAAAAACAUUUAGAAGUUGCAUAAACCAUCCUCUGAAAAUUUUAAUUGUUUGUCGUACGCAUUAAAAUGUCUUGAUGUGUUUUUUCACUCUACAGAUUCACUGAUGUUUUAUGUCUGGUUAACUAAUUAAAUUGCCUAACCUCUGUGAUUUUUGAUCCUUUUAUUCUUUUUUGCUACAUUUUUUAAUAAAUAUUAUAUACUAGUUUUUGGUGUGUUACUAGUUAUGGUGACUUAAGUUUAAUUGAUGAACUCUUAAAAUUGUUUCACUUCAGAAUAAAAUGUUUGCUGCUA